AUGGCUCCGGGAGCAAAGUCCAGCAGGGUGAAGCCGUCCGAGGUGGCGGCAGACACCAAGAGAAACUUUAUACCCAUGAUCAACGCAGGCUACGCCGAAGACUUCCCCCCUUUCUCAGUCCUGUAUCGGCAGCCGACGGCCCAGCUGGAUAUUCGACGCCACACCCUGAGCACGCGCCCGCCCGUCUUCCACUUCGUCACAGAGGACCCGGUCAUGACAGCCAUUUCUUCGGGCGCAGCUGCCAGCAGGGCCAGCGAGGCGGCUGGAGGGCCCAGGGUCCGCAUGCCCUUCAUCUGCGCCGCAAACGAGCGCCGCCCGGGGGGUGACUGGGAAACUGGCUGUGCUGGCUACGAGGAGAAGCUCUGUCGUCGAAGUAACCUCUCGGCCACUCUCAGCAACCCCUGGCCCAACACAGGUGAGGCGUCAAACUACCCCAUCCCGUCCACGGGGGGUAUACUGUCCGAUGCCGUCGUCGUCUGUAGAGGCCCCCACGACCGCUACGAGAAGCUGGAGAGCUGGUACGACCUGCCCGUCGUCUCUGUGCCUCCGACACGGUGGCCCAAACUCAAGGACAAUGGGUCCAGAUACUCCUUUUCGGAAGAACGCGACAUGAUGAGGGAGAAGAUACGAGGCGCGUUGCGCAUAUGUCUCUACAACAACUACAACCAGAUUGUCAUUGGGGAUUUCGGCCUGGGCAACAGCUGUCGCAACCCCCCACAGGAGGUGGCCGAGAUUUGGCGCGACGUCUUCCUCUUUGACCCGGACUUGCGCGGCCAAUUCCGCUACGUCAUCUUUGCGUUCGAAGACCCUGCGCAAAGCACGACGCGCCUGAUCCUGGACGAGAUAGCCAAGAAGGACAAGAAGGGGGGCUCCAAGGGGCGAUCGCGCGACGGGUCCGGCUCCUCGGGCUCUGCCUCGAGCCGAAGCUACGCGCCCACAGACAUUGCCAUCUUCCAGCGAGUCUUUGAUACCGGCGAGAUUGAGCGUGUUCUCAGCCGACCCGAUCCGCGCUACGGCUUAAGCAUGAUCACGUCAUGA
Molecule: messenger RNA, 1038 nt
Organism: Hirsutella rhossiliensis
Lineage: Eukaryota; Fungi; Ascomycota; Sordariomycetes; Hypocreales; Ophiocordycipitaceae
Exons: 1
Coding region: 1-1038 (345 amino acids)
Source: RefSeq, a predicted model, not a curated record